Molecule: messenger RNA, 2359 nt
Organism: Nothobranchius furzeri (turquoise killifish)
Lineage: Eukaryota; Metazoa; Chordata; Actinopteri; Cyprinodontiformes; Nothobranchiidae
Gene: arid5a
Product: AT-rich interactive domain 5A
Biological process (GO): regulation of transcription by RNA polymerase II
Cellular component (GO): nucleus
Molecular function (GO): transcription cis-regulatory region binding
Source: RefSeq, a predicted model, not a curated record
UGCUGUCAUGCCAUCAGUCAACCAAUGAAACCGUCCUGCGGAGACAUCUUCCUAUUCCGUGGUGUCAAUUUGAAGAGGCUGUUGCAUGAAUUGUUGUCACAGAACGCAGUGAAGCUAAAACUAGAAGACAACUUCUGGAAAUGGCUCCAGAGAACCAGAGGGAAACGUCCCAACAAACAUCGGCUAGUGAUGAAGAGGAGCAGGUGUGGGAAGAUCAGACUUCCCCUUCUGUCACUGAAAUUCACAACUCAACGACUGAAUGUGAAGAAGAAGCGAGGCCCAGUCUGGUGCAGAUGGAUGAGAAGACGUUUGUGUUUCGUUUGCACUCCUUCAUGAAGGAAAAAGGCACACCCAUAGAGAGGAUCCCUCAUCUGGGUUUCAAACAGAUUGAUCUGUGGAUGAUCUACAAAGCUGUUGACAAACAUGGAGGAUAUGAAUCAGUGACAACGCAUCGUCUUUGGAAGAAAGUGUACGAUGAGCUGGGAGGAAGCCCAGGCAGCACCAGUGCUGCCACCUGCACCCGAAGACACUACGAGAGGCUGGUGCUUCCUUUUGAGAGACACUUAAAAGGCGAGGACGACAAACCUCUGCCUCAGAGCAAACCUCGGAAGCCGUACAAGAGAAACCUGGAGGGGAAGGUGAACAAAGCAGAUGGGAAAAGAAAGAAGACUUAUUCAGAGAGAGAAAUGGAAACCGAGUUACUCACCCAGAGAAGUGCGGACAUGGCCUGCCAGAGUGAGGCAAUGAUGCACCCCCGCUUUGCUCUCUGGGCUGCCAACCCUGACCCACGCCACUCAGACCACUCUCCACAAAACAGAACCAACAGUGAUUUCUGCUCUCCUGUCAACGGCCACGUGCUUCAGGUCCCGGCACCCAGCUCCUGGGUGGCGCACAUUCCCUCUUCAACUGCAGAGGUCAUCUCUCCUUUAGAGAAGAAGAAGAGGAUGGCUCAGGCCAGCCUCAAUGUGCCGCCAGCUUCUCAGAGAGAGGACAAGGAAAGGCCUUCCGUCAUCCAGUGCUCCCAGUCUCCGGCUCAAGUGUCUCCCAGCAGGAAUGGAAAUUCCUCUGAUGGUUCUCCACUGCCUUCGUCCUCUUCAUCCUCACGCUGUUCUUCGCCUGUUUCUGUUUCUUCAGAGGACAGCUCAGUUGUGAAUGUGGAUAAAUCAACAACAAGCACUGGGUCGACUGAGAACUCUUCCAGCACCACCAAAGCAAACAAGGAUAAGAAGUCCGCGAGCUGCAGUCAGACGCCACCGCGCCCGAAAGAGCCAAAAAGAGACGUUUCACAAGUCAGCUCCCAGUCUCUGAUCACUGGCCCAGUCAAAAGCCAGACUAAAGACUCCGCCUGGAGGCCUUAUCACAACAUGACUGGCAAACACUUCACACAUCCUUUUCACCCUUCCUCCUCCUUCUUAACAUCUACCUCUAGUUUCUCUAAAGUCAUUCCCAAAUCCGUGCAGCUCCUACGACCUGCUCCCAUUCGGCCAAGCUCUAAAACUCCUCACAGCAGGCUGCUUCAGCAGGACGGCACACUGACAGGUGUAAAGAAGCUGGGCAGCAUGGCCCCCUGGCUUUAUCAUGCAGAGAAGAGGGAGAGAUCCAGGACAAUACCCCAGAAGCUUCCUCCAACCCAGCAGAGUCUGUCUCAGUCCGCCACUGCUGCCAGCACCCUGCCGGCAUCCUGCGUCCUGUCAGGCUACAACAAAUCAGGGAGAGACUUUCGGCAUCAGCACCCAGGGCACCAGGCAUUUCUGCACCACAGGAUGAGACUUCCUCCAUCUCAGCUGAUGUACCAACAUGUCCCAGUAAGUCCGGGUCUCAUCGGACCAGCGGUCUACCCAUAUCCCUACCCCAUUCCAUUCUUAAAUUCUCAAUAUGGAUACACCCUACCUGCAACGAAUCCCAUCUACCCUCACAAGCUUUGAGUUUCUGAACGGCAGCCCUGAAACCUAAAUAAGCACUGCUCACUAUAUGAUGAGAAUAUUCAAAAAUAAAUAAAGGUGGUGUAGUGAUGGUUAAAGAGGAUUGUUGUUGGUGCAUUAUUUAAAAAACAACUAUGCAUAAUUUCUCUUGCAGUUACACUAUUGCAAACAUUUAGAUGGAUGGAUGUAUAUUCAUACUGUGGUGUUAUUUCACAUUAUCCCAUUUUGUCAAAACAUCAGUUAUACAUCACUCAUCUUCCAUUGCACUUGUCUUUAUUCUGUUUUUUACCCCCCAUUGAGUACUGUAUGGUAAAAUGUGUAAAAAUGUAUGCAGUGACAAAUGCUUUAUGUAUCUAAUACCAGUGUUACAGUUUCUAGAAACAGUUAUUGCAAAUGUUAUUGUUUUUAAUGUAUUUAAAUAAAAACGACAAAUGCAA